ACUCUGGGUCUGAGCAGAUCGGGAUGAACCAUCAAAAAGCCAAGGUCCUCCCAGCUGGGCACUGUUAUCCAUCCCUGGGGAUGUGGGCCUCAGAGGCUGGCUGCGUGAGGCUUUCUGUGCCACCCUCUAUCAGCAGGAAUCCAGCCAUGGUGAACGAGGCCAGAGGAAGUGGCAGUCCCAACCCGCGAUCUGAGGGCAGCAGCAGUGGCAGCGAGAGUUCCAAGGACAGUUCAAGAUGUUCCACCCCCAGCCUGGACCCAGAGCGGCACGAGAGACUCCGGGAGAAGAUGAGGCGCAGAAUGGACUCUGGUGACAAGUGGUUCUCCCUGGAGUUCUUCCCCCCUCGAACUGCUGAGGGAGCUGUUAACCUCAUCUCCAGGUUUGACCGGAUGGCAGCAGGGGGCCCCCUCUUCGUAGAUGUUACCUGGCACCCAGCUGGAGACCCUGGCUCAGACAAGGAGACCUCCUCCAUGAUGAUCGCCAGCACAGCAGUAAACUACUGCGGCUUGGAAACCAUCCUGCAUAUGACCUGCUGCCAGCAGCGCCCGGAGGAGAUCACAGGCCAUCUGCACAGAGCCAAGCAGCUGGGCCUGAAGAACAUAAUGGCGCUGAGGGGAGACCCUGUAGGUGACCACUGGGAAGCAGAGGAAGGAGGCUUCAGCUAUGCCACAGACCUGGUGAAGCACAUCCGGACCGAGUUUGCUGACUAUUUUGACAUCUGUGUGGCAGGUUACCCCAGAGGCCACCCCGAUGCAGAGAGCUUCGAGGAUGACCUGAAGCAUUUGAAGGAGAAGGUAUCUGCAGGCGCCGACUUCAUUAUCACUCAGCUCUUCUUUGAGGCCAGCACCUUCUUCAGCUUUGUGAAGGCCUGCACAGAGAUAGGCAUCUCUUGCCCUAUCCUGCCUGGGAUCUUCCCUAUUCAGGGCUACACUUCCCUUCGGCAGCUUGUAAAACUGUCCAAGCUGGAGGUGCCACAGAAGAUCAAGGAUGUAAUUGAGCCCAUCAAAGACAACGAUGCUGCCAUCCGCAACUACGGCAUUGAGCUGGCUGUAAGCCUGUGCCGGGAGCUGCUGGACAGUGGCUUGGUGCCAGGCCUCCACUUCUAUACCCUCAACCGCGAGGUGGCCACCAUGGAGGUGCUAAAGCAACUGGGCAUGUGGACCGAGGACCCCAGGCGUCCCUUGCCCUGGGCUCUCAGUGCGCAUCCCAAGCGCCGGGAGGAAGAUGUCCGUCCCAUCUUCUGGGCCUCCAGACCAAAGAGCUACAUCUACCGCACACAGGACUGGGAUGAGUUUCCUAACGGCCGCUGGGGUAAUUCUUCCUCACCAGCCUUUGGGGAGCUGAAAGACUACUACCUCUUCUACCUGAAAAGCAAGUCCCCCAGGGAGGAGCUGCUGAAGAUGUGGGGCGAGGAGCUCACCAGCGAAGAGAGUGUCUUUGAAGUCUUUGAACACUACCUCUCUGGAGAGCCGAAUCGCCAUGGCUACAGAGUAACCUGCCUGCCCUGGAACGAUGAACCCCUGGCAGCGGAAACCAGCCUGAUGAAGGAAGAGCUGCUCCGCGUGAACAGGCUGGGCAUCCUCACCAUCAACUCUCAGCCCAACAUCAACGCAAAACCAUCCUCAGACCCUGUUGUGGGCUGGGGCCCCAGUGGGGGUUAUGUCUUCCAGAAGGCCUACCUCGAAUUCUUCACCUCCCGUGAAACUGUGGAGGCGCUUCUGCAGGUGCUGAAGACAUACGAGCUGCGGGUCAACUACCACAUCGUGGACGUGAAGGGAGAGAACAUCACUAAUGCCCCUGAGCUGCAGCCCAAUGCCGUGACGUGGGGCAUCUUCCCGGGUCGAGAGAUCAUCCAGCCUACUGUGGUGGACCCCAUCAGCUUCAUGUUCUGGAAGGAUGAGGCCUUUGCCCUGUGGAUCGAGCAGUGGGGCAAGCUAUACGAGGAGGAGUCGCCAUCCCGCAUGAUCAUCCAAUACAUCCAUGACAACUAUUUCCUGGUCAACCUGGUGGACAACGAGUUCCCGCUGGACAGCUGCCUGUGGCAGGUGGUGGAGGACACGUUUGAGCUGCUCAACAGGCAUCCCACGGAGAGAGAGACACAGGCUCCAUGAGCCUGCAUCUCUCAACAGGCACACCAUGGAGAGAGAGACACAGGCUCUGUGAGCCUGCAUCCCUCAACAGGCACACCACGGAGAGAGAGACACAGGCUCCGUGAGCCUGCAUCCCGGUAUCUUCCUCACCUGGAGCCCCUCUCCCUCAUCUCUCUACACAGGAUAAUGGCAGCUAGACUAGCAGGAAGCGUCCCGGCUCUGGCUGGACCUAAGAUGCCCCGUCGAGGAGGCUGAUGCUCUCUGCUCAAGCCCAGAGCCCGUGUUCUUGCUGUGGCAAGCGCCUCCAUCCUCAGGGGGAGGAGACCAGAGAUUGCCCAGCCACUGCACCAAGGCAGCCUCUAGGAGGUGAACUUUGACCUGGGGUCUGUGUGAGACAGACAGUAGGCACUGUGAAAUACUGAAGGAGGUAGGAAGAGAUGUGCAAAUGAGGGUACAGAAACCUCCUCCCUGCUCAGCGGACUACACACCAGGUCCCCAAGAGAGGCCUGGCUGGUAACACAAGCCUUUCUUGCCAUCUUAGGCCAAAGAGUGCAGGAGUUCUGCCUCUGCAGAAGGUUGGUUGUGUCUGUUCUGUGGCUGGGAAGAAAGUGCCCCUUCAGGGUUAAAAGCGUUCUGUCCUCAAUGGAGGCUUGCUCUUGGCCUUGUUUUCUGUCCUCUUAGCGAGAUUUACCUGGGCAGGGCCCAGCUCUUCCCGUGGCUGUAUGAAGCCUGCUCCCUUGCUUCUGAGCAGACUCCUGCCAGCUGCACCGUCUUCUCUGUUGGGCCUAGACUAGGGGCUGUCCCUGGCACUCCUCCCCAGUCAGCCCUCAGGCCUGGCUGCCUGGGGCAGUGACUGGCAGGCACAGAUGACUGCUCCCAGCCUGCUGGUCUUGUUUGAGUCAGGGAAUGGGAGAAAGCGGUCCGUAGAGCAACUUAGGGAGAGCAGGGGGUUCCUGCCCUCGUCUCCCAGGCCUGGGUGACUGCAGUGGAGAGCAGCCUUGGAGAGAAUGAGCAGAAGCAGCCAGGAGGAGGAGGUCCUUUUAUUGUCCCAGAGCUCCAGGCGCUGGCCCCUCCAACUGUGGGCCUGUUCCCUCCCUCGGAAGGCUGGGCUUGGUUCUCUUAUUUCUCAGGAAUAUUUCAUAGCUGCUGCUGGCCCCUACUCACCCCAUGCCUGCUACACCUGAGCCACUGUAAACUGUUUCCAGGAGCACAGGCUGCUGCUAGUUCUUCUCAUGGGCUCUUGGCUACCAAACGCUGGUGCCACUUUUCAAAGGCUUGGAGGCAGGGCAGGAAGUACUGCUUGUCUCAGGCUCCCUCCAGGGUCUGUACUGGGCCUGUCAGACUUGACACCUAAGCCAUGUUCUGUGUGUCUCAACCAGAGGCCCUUUCCUUUGCCCUGGCAGCCAGCCCACCCUGUCUCUGCCCAAAUAUCUAGGCUCAGAAUAGACUGGACUUGUGACCCGGGAAGCUAUGCCCCGUGACCUGCAAACAAGACAUCUGUUCUGGACGCAGGCCCUGCAAGGACCAGCAUGGGGAGCCACUGCCACAAACAGACUGGUUCUCUGAGUGAGUGAAACUGAUACUUGGCUGGGCUUGAGGCCCCUAGUCAAGGGCUCUAAUGUCCAGGCUGUGUGCUCUGUAACCAAUGGCCAAUUCAACUGAAUGAGGAUAGCGCAGGGUGGUGAGCAGGGACACCCUCCCCUCUCCCUGGCUCAGCCUGGAGGUGGCACUGGUCUUGGAGGGCUGGCUGGGUGAACCAAGGUAAAGUCACCUGGAAAAGGACCCGGCUCUCUUCUCUCUGGUGUAGCUGUUGAGCCACCCGGAGCUGAAGGACCUUUUUCUGCCAUGUCCUCCACGCCUGUUCCAGGUGCCAUUGUCUGAGCUACAGAGAGAGUUGAUAGAAAAGAUCCUCUGCCAUCCUGUCAGCCCUGGCCCUUCUGCUGCCACCCCAGGGUGAAGGAGAUGUGACAAGGGGCCAUCACCUAAGAAAUGUUAAUAAGUGAUCACACCUGAGCCCAUCCCUAAGGCUUUGGGCAUGAGGUGCAAUUAGUAGUUAGUGCCUCCAGCUAGCCAAGGGAUACAUAGGAUGAGUGGGGAGUUGUUCCCAGGGCCUCUGCUUGGUACAGAGGAGCUGAGCCUCCCUACCAGAGCCCAAGACAGCUGCUCCACCCAGUGAACAUCUACCCAGCGCUGCCAUGCCCUUGCCAGGCUCCAGGCCUGCUGGGAAACCUGACUAUGCCAACACUAUAGGUACCUGUCCCUGCAGGCCAAGAACAUCUAACCUCUUCAACAGCAAAGAACAAGAGGCCCAGGCUCGGCCAUUCUGCCAGAGUUGAAAAAUCCCUUGCCUGAAGGGACUGACCACCCCUCCCAUGCACAGCUGGUCCACCUUUGAGGAGCCUGGCCUUGGCCCUUCAGGGCCCUAGUCUCAGAGCUGCAGGGCUCACCUAUUCCUGUAGGGGGCCAGUGGAGGGCCCGUGCAGGCAGUGGCAGCCAGAACUCGAGGGCUGGGCAGAGGGGUCUCUCUGUGACACCUGAAAAGGAGACUUGGGUCAGGAGAGGAUGAUGCCUUGAUUUAAAAGAACAGAAGCCCCACCCACCUACCCCUCAAGUCUCCAGGCUGUGGGCUGGCCCAAGGCGCUAAUGGGAAAAGAAGGGAAUUCUUCAAGUAGCUGGGACACUCAAGAAGAGAUGGACAGGGGCAUUGUUUCAAAGGGUGUGGCCUGAGGACUGAGACUCAAAGCCCAGGUUGUGGUCCUCUGUGCCUCUUCCAUGUGGCCGUGCCAGGCUGAGCAGCACAUUCUCUACAGCAGGUGGCCAGCAGCUGUGAGUCUGAAGGAAGAGCAGGGGGACAAGGACCAACUGCAAUGGGCUUGACCCUGCUGACCACAAGGGGGUCCUGCCUGCCUCCUGCCAGAGCAGGCUCCCACCUGCGUGCAUAAUGGGGCGCUUCACCUGACACUCAGGAGUCCCAAGACCCCCAGAUGAGGCAAGCCACCCGUAGUGGCACAGCUCCCUCUGACCAUCCUCCCCGUUGGCUGAAAACAUCUAAGCAGAGGCUGGCUCAGUACUGCGGUGGAGCUCAGGCCAGCCCUGAGAUUGACAUUAUGCUCCUGAAUUAAGCUUUAGAUGUUGCCGAAGCCUUGCCUCUCACAUGUGGCCUGACUCCAAGGUCUGGGCUCCCAACUAAUGCAGCAUACACAGGGGAUUCACAGCACCACAGAAUGGCUCGCCACCUGCACGUGUUGCCAGGGGAAGGCUACCUGGGCAUGCAUGAACCUGUGGUAAAGAGCAGGACCCUGGGUACCAUUCUCAGUGUCUGCGUGUUUCUAGAAACCUCAGUUUAUCAGCAUAUCAGCCCUGCCUUCACUAACAAGAAGAGAAUGAAAGUACAUAUACUUUUAAAAGGUUCUAGUGUACUGGUGAAAUUUCACGACGCUGAGGCAAGAGGGCGAGAGGCUGCCUCAUGAGCUUGAAGCCACCUGGACUGUAUAAGCUGGGUCUACAAAGCCUGUAACAUCAACAAGCCCAACAGCAUGAGGCCCAUGGUGUGCCAGCACCCUGAGCCCGUACGAGGAUUCUGAAACCCAGCAACGCUAGUCUUGCAAUUCUGUUUCAAAGGCAAAGCCACUUUGAUGCCUUAUGUUCUUUCCAAAGUUAAUUCUGUUCCUCUGGCAUCUGAGCAAGAGUCUUGGUGAGGCCAGAUUGUCUUUGGGAACACUGUCUAGCCUGCCAGGGACUUGGGCUGAGUCCCCUAGUUACAUCUGCAGACCUCUAGGCAGUGUUGUUUCUUGCACCUGGCAUUUGUGAUUAUCUCUCUCCUCCUGAUAGGCCUUCAGCCUCUCACUGUUGUGUCAGAGCUAAGAACUUCUGGUCUGAAGGUGACUUUUUGGUACAGAAAAGAGAAAAACCCAAAUUUCUACUUUAUUUUCUAAAAUGAGCACAUUGCAUUUUUCCAAUUAAAAAAAAAUUGCUGUCUCCAUAUAGCUGUUUUU
Mus musculus (house mouse) is the source of this 6085-nucleotide messenger RNA. RefSeq names its product methylenetetrahydrofolate reductase (gene Mthfr). NCBI's taxonomy places the organism in Eukaryota, Metazoa, Chordata, Mammalia, Rodentia, Muridae. The transcript is spliced from 12 exons. Gene Ontology annotation, biological process: response to vitamin B2; response to hypoxia; homocysteine metabolic process. Gene Ontology annotation, molecular function: methylenetetrahydrofolate reductase (NADPH) activity; protein-containing complex binding; flavin adenine dinucleotide binding. The record is from RefSeq and is marked validated. The coding region runs from base 24 to 2111 and encodes 695 amino acids.